Messenger RNA from Betta splendens (Siamese fighting fish), 1072 nucleotides. It is a transcript of the gene pdyn, whose product is annotated as prodynorphin. Lineage: Eukaryota; Metazoa; Chordata; Actinopteri; Anabantiformes; Osphronemidae. The transcript is spliced from 3 exons. The record is from RefSeq and is a predicted model, not a curated record. Gene Ontology annotation, molecular function: opioid receptor binding. Gene Ontology annotation, biological process: chemical synaptic transmission; sensory perception; neuropeptide signaling pathway. Bases 16 to 891 code for a protein of 291 amino acids. Gene Ontology annotation, cellular component: neuronal cell body; axon terminus; plasma membrane.
CUCCCUCCCUUUGUGAUGCGCUGCGGUGACACAGCCGAGACUCCGGCGAUAAAAAGACGAGGCGCGCGCGAGAGGCGCAAGAGUUGGAGGGCGGAAAACGACUGUCCACUCGAUGCUCGAUGCGCUUCUGAGAGUCUUGACACGACUGGAAGUAUCUGUCCAACUCCCGAGGUACUGACCCGCUCCAGGGACCGGUGCACAAUGGAGUGGUACGUCCUGGUGCUGAUGCUGAGCCUGCCGCCCUCCGUCCACAGCGACUGCUCUUCACGGUGUCAGCAAUGCGCGCAACAGAUGCUCGGCCCGGGCGCCGCCUUCAGUAGCCUGUCGUGCGCCGCGGACUGCGGGGAGCAGCUGGACAGCUGCGUCCAGGCUCCGGCGGAGGCGGACUUCAGCCAGGACGAGGCCGCGGAGGGCGAGGAGAGCCAGCAGGCGGCCGUGGUCAAACGCUACGGGGGCUUCAUCAAGAGGAUCGACAAGAACAAAAACAAGAUCUUCAGCUCCCCGUGGCGCGACAAUUACAUCCUCAAGGCCGCGGGGCCGCCCAGAAAGUACGAGGACUUGUUGAAGAGGCUGGACGCGCGCGACGCGGACGCGCCGGGCGACUCCGACGACGCGUCGGAGGACGCGGCGCCCCGCGGCUACGUCAAGCGCUACGGCGGCUUUUUACGCAAAUUCGGCCCCAAGACGAAGAGGAGUAGCUCAGCGGAGCAGGAGGACGCGGAGCCCGAGGAGCUGCAGAAGCGAUACGGAGGCUUCAUGCGCAGGGUGCGACCGAAGUUGAACAACCUCAAGUGGGACAAGCGGUACGGAGGCUUUCUGCGCCGCCACUUCAAAAUCUCCAUGCGCUCCGCGGAGGACCCGUUUUACGCCUACGACGACUCGAGCCUAUAGACGAACGGGGAAAGUAAAAGGAACUGGUGCAGGUUCACUCGAACGGUCCCCGUUAGUCCACGAUCAGCACACGCCGGCCCGUCUCGCUUCUAGUCUACUCAAAUGCCUUCUGUACCGAGUCUCAGUGUGUGUCUGUCAUUCAAUAAACGAUGCUUGUUUAAUAAAACCCACAAUAAAACCA